Pseudopipra pipra is the source of this 2386-nucleotide messenger RNA. RefSeq names its product pulmonary surfactant-associated protein A-like. Lineage: Eukaryota; Metazoa; Chordata; Aves; Passeriformes; Pipridae. The transcript has 4 exons. Bases 1604 to 2200 code for a protein of 198 amino acids. The record is from RefSeq and is a predicted model, not a curated record. Gene Ontology annotation, molecular function: signaling receptor activity.
GGAGAAAAACUGUUAUCAAAUGUAUGUUUCCUUGAAAAUUUUGGUAAGAGAUAAUAAUUUAUAAGGUUUUCCUUCAUUAUAAACCAUGUUUUGCUCCUGCCACACUAUCCUGAAUGGACAGAGAUAAUAGCUGGUAGAGCUUAACUGAUUUCCCUGUUUAGUGUUUUCAGUUCUUUAUUUAAUUUUUUAUAACUAUAAACUGUGUUAGGUGGAAGAAACAGUACAAAUCUGCAGAGAUUUAUAUCAUGUUCAUGUAUUAAAGUUGCAUCUAUCUACAUGGGAAGGAUAUAUGGGUGCAGUGAUACAACAGAAAAAUUAACCCUUACAACUGUUGCAGAGCUGCCUAGAAACUGGAUCUAUAUGAGACUGUUUUCUGGCAAGUUAGAACUUGGGAAAGAACUUGGGCACCUAGUAAUUUAAAAUAUUACUUCUCAAAAUCUGGAUCCAUUAAGUUUCAUCUUAUCCUGCAACUAAAGAAAUUUCCUAAGUACCCCAGAGGUCUGCUACCCUUCAGAAACAGAAUUACCUGUGUCUCAAUGGUGCUGAGUUGCCUGGUGUCCAUGCUAUUCCCAAGCUGCAAUGGGAUUCAGAAGAAAAAAAAAAAAGUAUUUUAUGUGUUGAGUACUGCCUAAUCCAUGUCUUAUACCCUCAAUACCAGUUCUUUUCGUCUACCUUUUCUGGACUACAGAGGGAAAUAGUUUCCACUGGUGGGGUGAGAGGUUUUGUAAAAUGACUAACCUGCAUUCAAAGCUUUGCUCUGUAUCAGGUGGAGGAAGGACUCAAAGAUAGAUUGUUUAUAACAUAAGUUUGUGAAUAUUAAUUGAUAAUUUGUUAAAAAGGACACUCAGUUUGUCCUCAGUUUGCUAUUUUUGGGGUUUUUUUUGAGAGGGAGGACAAACCAUGCUGAGUAAUGUCCUUUUAACUACAAGGUGAGGUUUACAGUUGUGAAUGGAAAGGGAUUUAAGUAACUAAGAUACUUCUACAGAGGAUCCCUCACAUAUCUUGUCCUUUGGAAUCUUCUCUUAGCUAGAUCAGCUAGUUGAUAUUAAACAUCUUUUUAAUUGCUGAACAUGGAGCCUAAAGAUGUUAGCUUGCAGCUGUCAGUACUGCUGGGUAGAAAGACACUAUAGUUAGGGAUCAUGAUGAAACUUCAAUAGUUCUAGUAAAAUACAAAUGAUAAGUAGAGAACAUCCUAUCCUUAACAGACCACAGUAUAAACUGACAAAGCAGAGAAAAGCUGUAAAGCAGAGGUAUUUCUAUCUUACAGGUGAGGGACUGAUGUGUUGGCUUGCUGAAGUUUAUGAAACAAACUUCAUCUAGGAUCAAGCAUCCUACAAUAGAAGACAUCAGAACCAGAAGGAAGUUGCUCACAAGAUCACAAUAUUUAUUCCUGGGAAACCAAAGGAACAAAAACUCUGGUUUAAUUUUUCCUUGAAAAUGUUGCCUGUUUGAGAAUUUUGUGCUCAUAUACGGGUUUUUCCAAGAUCCGUCUCUGGCCAAGAAAGGAUCAAUGGUACUCUACAUGCAAGAGAGACCAAAAGGUCAUGGAAACAUUGAGCAUAACACACAGCUAGAAAAUUAUAUUAAGCUGGCCUGAGCAAUCAUGUUGUCUUGCUCAUCCUACGUACUCACAGCAGUAGCUGCUUUGAUAGUGACUUGCCACGCAUUGAGUAAAUUUCCAGAAAUUUCUGGGCUACCUGAUAUCCCUGGAAAAGAUGUUCUGAAAGGACUGCCACGUGUACCGGGUCUACCCGGUUCUCUGGACACUGGAUGCCACAAUCUUUUAGUAAAUUUGGAGCACCGACUUUUCCAACUUGAAGCUGCACUUGCUUUGAAUGGGAAAAUAAGAAAAGUAGGAGAGAAAGUGUUUGCUACCAAUGGAAAGAAAGCCGAUUUUGCAUCUGCACUACGAUCCUGUGAAGAGGCUGGAGGAACUCUUGCAACUCCCAUGAAUGAGGAGGAGAAUAAAGCUAUUAUGGACAUAGUGAAACAGUAUAAGCAAUAUGCUUACUUGGGCAUUAAAGAGAGUGAGACUUCAGGCCAGUUUACAUAUAUAACUGGCAUGCCUCUGAGUUAUACCAAAUGGCACCAAUAUGAGCCUAAUGGCAAAGGGAAAGAAAAAUGUGUAGAGAUGUACAAGGAUGGGAGCUGGAAUGAUGAAAAGUGCAACCUGUAUCGUCUCACAAUCUGUGAAUUUUAAAGAAUGGCCUUUCAGCCACUUCAGAGUGUGGAGACAAUGAAAUAUGCUGUAUCUUAGGUUUAUAAAAUUUCUGCAAAUUUUCUGUAUCUUAAAAUCUAAAAUGAAUCAUAUUUAGGUAAUUUUUUAUCCUUAAGAAAAUGCUAAAUGUGGUAGGUGAUUAACAUAAUUAAAAUGUUCUUAAUCUGA